Messenger RNA from Oncorhynchus keta (chum salmon), 5391 nucleotides. RefSeq names its product glutamate receptor ionotropic, kainate 5-like. Bases 814 to 3423 code for a protein of 869 amino acids. NCBI's taxonomy places the organism in Eukaryota, Metazoa, Chordata, Actinopteri, Salmoniformes, Salmonidae. Gene Ontology annotation, biological process: monoatomic ion transport; modulation of chemical synaptic transmission; synaptic transmission, glutamatergic. Gene Ontology annotation, molecular function: transmitter-gated monoatomic ion channel activity involved in regulation of postsynaptic membrane potential; kainate selective glutamate receptor activity. The transcript has 16 exons. Gene Ontology annotation, cellular component: postsynaptic membrane; plasma membrane; presynaptic membrane. The record is from RefSeq and is a predicted model, not a curated record.
UGUGUGUGUGUGUGUGUGUGCGUGUGUGUGUGUUCGUGCAACUCACACUCCCUGUGCGAGCUCAUGGCAUCUUGGCACGUUCACACUGUCUGGGCGAUUAUGACUGUCCCCUGCUGUUAGACACUCAUUCUAACAGGCUGCUCUUAAAGUUCACUAAACUGUACAUGCAAACAACACAACUCAUGGUCCAUACAAUUCACACUCCAACUACUGUUGUAGAUACUUCUACCUCUUACUCAUCCUCCAGCACUUGGCCAGACAGUCAACUACCUGUCAGGCUCCUGAUACAGUAUAAAGACUGAGAGCAACUUACAAUUGUUAGAGCUAUCAGACUAUUGAUUUAAUGAUUGAUGCACAGCUCCAAAGAGCUGUAAUUCUGUUUCAGUCUCAUAAAAUGAAGAGCUCCUCUCCUCUUCAUAGACUUGCCACUUUGAACAUGAGACCCUUUGAAAUUGCACACCGAUAUGAUCAGUGAUUUUGAUGUGAUACACAGGCCUACUUCCUUCCUUCCAUUUGCUGACUUGUGUCUUUUUGAUGUGUUUACAAAAAGCUUUUCUAUUUGGAAGAGGUUUUUAAAGCAACAGGUAUGGUAGUCAUGGUGAUAUAGUGAUUGCCGGUGCAGAUGAGGCUCUACAUUUGUCUGGGAAGUGAUCUUGUCAAGGUUACCGUUACCCACAGACUCUCUGACCCACUUGGCUGUGGGAGCUAUCACCGUGCCGAGCUGCUGGUUGCCAUGGCUGCAGAAAAGGCCUUCUGCGAUUGGAGGAGCUAGUGCGGCGCUUCCUGAUCUCCAGGGAGACGCUGUCAAUCAGGAUGCUGGAUGACAGCCUGGAUCCCACCCCUCUGCUGAAGGAGAUACGAGACGACAAGGUGGCCACCAUCAUCAUUGACGCCAACGCCUCCAUCUCCUACCUCAUCCUCAAAAAGGCGUCAGAGUUGGGGAUGACAUCAGCGUUUUACAAGUACAUCCUCACCACCAUGGACUUCCCCCUGCUGAGGCUGGAUGACAUAGUCGAUGACCAGUCCAACAUCAUAGGGUUCUCCAUGUUCAACACCACCCAUCCGUUCUACCUGGAGUUCAUCAGGAGUCUCAACCUGUCCUGGAGGGAGGGCUGUGAUCUCAUCUACCCCGGGCCUGCGUUGUCGUCAGCGUUGAUGUUUGACGCGGUGCACGUUGUGGUGGGGGCGGUGAGGGAGCUCAACAGGAGUCAGGAGAUUGGAGUCAAACCUCUCAGCUGCACCUCUCCUCAGAUUUGGCAACACGGCACCAGCCUCAUGAACUACCUACGCAUGGUGGAGUAUGAUGGUCUGACAGGCCAUGUGGAGUUCAACAGUAAAGGACAGAGAACCAACUACACACUGAGGAUUCUAGAGAAACACCGCAGGCGUCACAGAGAGAUUGGUAUCUGGUACUCCAACAACACACUGGCUAUGAACGCCACCAGUCUGGACAUCAACGUCUCGGAAACACUGGCCAACAAGACCCUCAUCGUCACCACCAUAUUGGAGAGCCCCUAUGUGAUGCGUAAGGGGAACUACCAGGAGUACCAGAGGAAUGACCAGUAUGAGGGCUUCUGUGUGGACAUGUUAAGAGAGCUGGCAGACAUCUUGAAGUGCUCCUUCAGGAUUAAACUGGUGGAUGAUGGGCUGUAUGGAGCGCCUGAACCCAACGGGUCCUGGACCGGCAUGGUGGGAGAGCUCAUCAACAGGAAAGCAGACUUGGCAGUAGCAGGCUUUACCAUCACCUCUGAGAGGGAGAAAGUCAUAGACUUCUCCAAGCCCUUCAUGACGCUAGGAAUCAGCAUCUUGUACAGAGUCCACCUGGGGAGGAAGCCGGGGUAUUUCUCCUUCCUGGACCCCUUCUCUCCGGCUGUAUGGCUCUUCAUGCUGCUCGCCUACCUGGCUGUCAGCUGUGUGCUCUUCCUGGCUGCAAGGUUAAGUCCCUAUGAGUGGUACAACCCCCACCCAUGUCUGCAGGGGCACAAGGACAUGCUGGAGAACCAGUACACCCUAGGAAACAGCCUGUGGUUCCCUGUAGGAGGCUUCAUGCAGCAGGGCUCUGAGAUCAUGCCCCGUGCCCUGUCCACACGCUGCGUCUCAGGGGUCUGGUGGAUGUUUACUCUGAUCAUCAUCUCCUCCUACACGGCCAACCUGGCAGCCUUCCUGACCGUCCAGAGGAUGGAGGUGCCCAUCGAGUCUCCUGACGACCUGGCCGACCAGACCAACAUCGAGUAUGGCACUAUCCACGGGGGGAGCACCAUGACUUUCUUCAUGAACUCGCGUUACCAGACAUACCAGCGCAUGUGGAACUACAUGCACUCCAAGCAGCCCAGUGUGUUUGUGAAGAGCACGGAGGAGGGCAUUGCCCGCGUGGUCAACUCUAAAUAUGCCUUCCUCCUGGAGAGCACCAUGAAUGAGUACUACCGCAAACUCAACUGUAAUCUCACCCAGAUAGGUGGUCUGCUGGACACCAAGGGCUACGGCAUCGGCAUGCCACUGGGCUCUCCGUUCAGAGAGGAGAUCACUAUGGCCAUCCUGCACCUGCAGGAGAACAACAGGCUGGAGAUCCUGAAGAGGAGGUGGUGGGAGGGAGGACAGUGCCCUAAAGAGGAGGACCACAGAGCCAAGGGUCUGGGCAUGGAGAACAUCGGGGGUAUCUUCGUGGUGUUGAUCUGUGGCCUCAUCAUCGCUGUGUUCGUGGCCAUCAUGGAGUUUGUGUGGUCGACGCGCUGCUCUUCAGAGACAGACGAGGUACGCCCUCACUCCUGCCCUCGCCGACACCACAGACCCACCCCAGUGUCUGUCUGUCAGGAGAUGAUCACAGAGUUCCGAAACGCUGUCUCCUGUAAGAAGAGUUCCCGUUCCCGUCGUCGCCGCCCCCUGGGCAAAUCCGCGGCCCUCCGCCACCCCACCCGCAUCGCCCUGGGGACCCAGCGGCCACUCCGCCUCGUACGGGAAAUGCGCCUCAGCAACGGCAAGCUCUACAGCGGCUCGGGACCCCUGACUGGGGGAGCAGGGGGGCCAGGAGGGGGUGUAGGGGCUGUGGGAGGUCCCUCAGACAUGGGCCCUGGGCCUCAGCGACUCCUGGAGGACCCUCUGGGGGCCAACACCACCCCUCCUCACCCGCCCCAGCCACAGGUCCCCGUGGCGCUCCCUCGCAGCUGCACGCACGUCAGGAUCUGCCAGGAGUGCAGGAGGAUCCAGAGCCUGAGGUCAGGGAUGGGGUCCACAAGGAUCCCCCCCUCAUCUGCACCCCUGCCGCGCCUGCCCCCUCCUCCUCCCCCCUCCUCCUCCAACACAGACAGCGAGGGGGGAGGGGGGUCCAGCCCCCGGCGGCUCCCCCACAGCACCCCUGCACCCUGCCUACCCAUACCACCCCCACAGAGCAGCACCGACACAGACCUUCUGGGGAAGCAGGACUAAGACUGACGAUCUAGGAGGGCUUGGAGGGUAUAUGGGGGCAAGUUCAUGGUGACUUAACUGAUGUUUUGAGCUGCUCAGUGACACUAUUCUCUGACCCUCUGUACAUUGGCCUCCAGGAGGGAACUACCGGGAGAGAAGGAGGGAGAAAAGGAGAGAGAGAAUUAGAGGGCUCAAAGACGUUGUGAGACGUGUGAUGAAGUAAUGGAAAGGAUAUAUUUGCACAGAUACCAAAAGACACACCCAUACAGAAGGAGAAAGAAGGAGAGGCUUCCUUUGCUCUCCAGUGCGCUGCCCAGCUGGGUCUGAUGUUAGCCCAGUCUGUUCACACAACCAUGCUUUGCUGUGUUCUGGCUUUGUGGUUUACUUGAAGAUGGCUGCUCGGUUCUUAUCUUGACUUACCAGUGGACCAAUCAGGACUGAGCUACACUGGAUAAAGUAGUCUGGUAACUCAUAAUUUGAUGCCAGACCUACUGGUUUCUCUGUUGGUCUCUCUCUGUUCUCCCCGCUCUCUCUCUCCAUCUCUCUAUCUUUCCUUUUCCAUGGUACCACAGACUCACCUAGAGCGUCCAGCUCUUCCUCUCUGGACAGUGACCACUGAAGGAGGAGUCCACAUCGAUCCUGGAGGACCUUUAAUCUAUAGAACAUACAACAACAGAAGACUUUAAAACUGACUCAGAGAAUUAUAUGAUUUUCCAGAUUUUUUUGUUGUUGUCUUUGUCGUUUGGUUACCAUUGUUCUAAGUGGAAGUUACAGAAAAAUAAAGACUAUAUAUGUGACUAAUGUGGUGGAUCACGACACACUAUGAAGACAACACUCCCCUGAGGUUUACUGUGUGGAGUCGGUGUUUUGUUCCUCUGGGGACCCCGUAGCUGCUUUUGAAACGACUUUGAAGAAAGCAGAUUUGGCUGGAAAUGAGUUGUAACAAAGUCAGAUAUGCAUAAUAUAGUGUGUGUGUGUGUGCGUGUGUGUGUGCACGCGGGCAGAGGUCUGUCCUUACACCAAGUGAGAGGAACAAAUGAUCAUACCAAGUAUAUGAUAAUCAGAGGCUUUGCGAUGUGAAAUGACUUGUUAUCCUGGAGAAUACUUGCCAAGCCUUUUCUCCUCUUUACCUCUGUUCAUAGCACAGAGAGAGAGGAAGAGGAGAGAGAGAGGAUAGAGAGAAAAAGGAGAGAGCGAUGGAGAAAGAUAGAGGAGUAAGAGAAAAAUAGGAAUGCAACAAUAAAGGAGGACUGUAUUAGAAUGAUAAAUCCCUAAUUGAACUACUUCCAUAAUGAGAUUUUUCCUGAUCUGGUAAUUCUGGGCAGCAUCUUGCUGGGGUCUUGGCUCUGCUGCCGGGAGGCUGGGACUAAAGCUUCCCUGCUCUACAUCACGUUGAACUGGCUGUCUGCAGCACAGACGCCUGCCAGAGCUCCACACAGAGCUCCACACCACCCUGAGCCCUCUCAUUACAGCUUGUGGAGCUUUAGAUCUGGUAAUUAUUCCCCUUUAAUAACUAAUAGCCACACAAUGACUAUGGAGGAGACUGAGGUCAUGGUUUAAUGUUCUAAAAGUAUGAUGGGGAAUAAUGUUAUAGGGUUCAAGACUUUCUGAGGCUUUCUGCUGCCUCUCUCACACAUACACCACAGAUCAUCAUACACACACACUGACAGACAUAACCAUGUAACCUAAGAAAUACAUCAUUAUUUCUGUAUUCUUCUCUUGGACCCUCAUCAGUGAGCCAGACACACACAUCUGCAUAGGUCACCACUCUAGUCUCAACUCAAUGCAGUGAAACCAUUGGAUGGCUUUCUUCCAAUACACUUCAUUGGCCUCCUUUCCUCAUCUCCUUUCCUACAUAACAAUUGAUCUUACAGGGAUAGACAGGUGAAAGCACUGGUGCAUCUCUAACCGGUCCUUUCAACUAUCAGUGGUGAAGAGGGAAAGGAGAUAAGAAAAGGAAGACCUUUGAGUAUUGGGACGCAUAUGUCA